Molecule: messenger RNA, 1632 nt
Organism: Lutzomyia longipalpis
Lineage: Eukaryota; Metazoa; Arthropoda; Insecta; Diptera; Psychodidae
Exons: 4
Coding region: 113-1327 (404 amino acids)
Source: RefSeq, a predicted model, not a curated record
CCACCUCGCUUAUCACCCGCCAACACGGGUACUUUGUGGAGCAAAUUGUGAUUCACCUGGCAGUAUUGAAAUACCUUUAGGUCUGUUUAAAGCAUUAAAAAGUGAAGAAAAAAUGCUGAAAAAGGUACUUUUUGCACUUUUUCUCGGUGCAAAUGUCCUUUGUGUCCUGACAGAGGAGAUUUGCUUGAAGAGUAAAAAUGAAGGGAAUUCAACGGUGUGCCUAAACCCUGCUAGGCCUGUAUCUAGCAGUGAUUUGGAUCAAUUUACAAUAAUGUGUAAACUGUCUCGAGGACAAUUUCCCUUCCAACCAAGAGGAGCACGUGAUGGUCCAAGCCCAAGGAUGGACAGAACAAAAGAUGGAGCACCUCAUAUAGGAUUCGCUGAUUCAAAGUUUGAGUAUCGCUACAGGUUUGAUUUUGAUCUGAGCGUAGACUGUGACGACGGGAUUAAGCACAUAGCUAGUGAUAUGUUCUGGAUGUCCAAUCCUGAACCAUCUAUGCAGUACCAGAAACUCAUUGCAAGGGAAUUCAAUGUGAAUGAUAAAGAGAGGAAUAACACCUGCCUUGGGUUUGUUGUUAACAUGGAUGAAAAGAUGGAGUUCAAGCCUGUUUAUCGGGAUGAUCUGUUCAACAUUCCCAAGGAGCCCUAUGCGUACGAAUACCUCGUUGUACGAGCUCCUCGCUCAAUUGAAUACAAUGUAACAGGCGUUAGUGAGAGCACACAGGAAACGUCUGUAGUUCCUGCAGAUAUGGGCUACUUCUCCUACUAUAAUCCCUCAGAAUACACGCAGAUCAUUGAAGUCUUCCUAGAUAACAAGUACUACGUCAGAUACAGCUUUGAUCCGAUCUCCUAUUCACGAGUUUAUAAGUCCACAACAUUUUAUUCCAUUAACGAAGACGACAGAACAAUUCCUGGGACUUCAAGCUACGACAUAAAUCAGAAAGUACCUUUUAACAUCUCCAUUCCUGCUUUUACAUCACUCACAGCACGUAUUGUAGGUAAAAGUGUUGAUGUUACAUCAACAAUCAAAGCAAUACAGAAGUCUGUUUACUCAGAUGACCUAGCUUCUGAGCCAAUUGAAGUUCAAGGAAAGAAAUACGAAACAUUCCUCACUGACUUCCAUUUGGAAGAUGCUCAGAUGCAUCAUACAUCAGAAGUUCUUGUUGUCAACUACACCACAAUCUAUGUAGCCUUGCUAUGCAUAGGCGUAGUCAUCGUGGCGUCUAUUCUUGUCUUCACAGUUCGCAUGGUGAUUAGGAGAAUCAAAGGAACUGCUCCUGUAGCUAGGAAUGAAGUUCCCUACCAAACACUUCAGGCUAACUCCUAAAACAUGCCGUUGUAAAGAUCCUAAAGAUUAGAGUAAAGUCUUUACCAGAAGUUCUGUAUUAAAUCUUGCAGGUUGAUUUUGAGCAUUUUCUACUUUUCCAAAGAUUUAGUUUUGACAGUUUUGACGACAAUUUUAACGUUUUCAGUGUGUUAGAAGAGUUAAGAAGGCUUUAUGAUUCCUCUAUGAUGAUUGUGUUAAAAAUAUAGACAUUUAUGAAUUAGUUUUUCCUAGAAAUAAUGUGUAUGUAACAAGCAAAGAUAACUUUAUCUGGAAUAAAUGAUUGUCUUUGAAAAUAAUAGAAAAAA